GUCAGCCCAGCCCUUAAGGACUGUAGGCACUAUAGCCGUGAAUGCUUGAUCAGCACAUCAAGGGUGGCAUAAUUCCUGGAACCUCUGCAUAGAUAAGCACUUAGCGUAAGACUAGUUUAAGCACAAUUGACAUUCGUGUCGCGCAUCCAACUUUGUACGCACGUCUCACAUAGUUAAUAAAAGUAAAUUAGUGAAGUACAAUCUAAUUUUUGUCUUUUUAAAAAACUAAUCCCCUGCUCCCUAAACUUGACUGGCGCAGCCGGUAGGAUUCGCUGUUCUACCCGUGCUACUCGCGCUAUUUCGCGUAAAAAUUGGACUAAAAUCGUCUGGUGCUGUGAAAAAAAGGUGCGGGAGCGACGGACUAAGCGAAUCUUACGAACAAAUAAAUUUGUCAACUACGGGACUAUACUGUGAAGUGGAUAUAUUCAGAGAUGGGUGUCGUUCGGGCAUGGUGCUGGCUGGCCCUGACAUGGACGAUGUUGAUACAUGGCGUGCAGAAUCUACAACUUCAGGACAUAGAUAAAAACCCGGGUAUUUUACCCGUUAAACUGGGUCAGGCACAUCGACAGGAGAGCACAUGGACUAUCGUAAAGGUGUUAGACCUAAGUGGCAUCGAAGAUGACUUCAUUUUACAUUCUAAAAAGUUUAAGGAAUUCGAUAAACUGAUUGAUAAUAAUAAACCUUAUGAAAAUGAGUUUUAUAACGCUAAAUUACAGGCUCAAAACUUGCACAACAUAACUAUACAAAAGUUUAAACAAAUAAUGCCAUUUAGCAGAGUUAGGAGAGGCCUUCUGAAUCCUCUCGGUUCUAUGAUCAAAGUAAUUACCGGAAACCUGGAUCACGAUGAUGCUUUACGAUAUGACAAAUUGAUCUCCCAAAUGAAGGGAAAUGAAAUUAAAAGGGAACACCAAAUGUCUAUUAUUCUAAAAAUGGUGAAUACUAUAAUUAACAAUACUGAAACCCUACAAAAUAAUUCUUUCAUAAUAGAUGAACGCCUCAAACGAGUAGAGAGGUUAGUUAAACACAUAGCUACUAAGGAAAAUAAUUCAAUCUAUGCGGUAUAUGUAUUAAACAUGUAUCAUUUAUUCAUGAACACUUUUUAUUCAAUUUAUCUCACGAUAAGUGAAAUUGAAACAUCACUGGCACUAAGUAAGGUAUCAGUACUUCAUCAGUCUAUAUUAAACUCCGACGAACUCUUGAAUGUUUUAGAAUCUAUAAGUACGGUCAAUAAAUUGGUGUACCCUAUUAGUGUAGAUAAUUUAGUUAAUAUAGAAACUACUUUUAAUGUUAAGGCGUAUAUUAAGAAAAAUCAGAUUACGUUUGUAAUGGAUGUUCCCCUAACUGAUGGUUAUAUGUACAAUUAUUUCAAAUUAUAUUCCAUACCUAUAUUCAAUUCAAUCCGAAAUCUCACAUCAGUAAUAAUACCCAAAUAUCCUUACCUUUUGGCGAAUGGUUUGAAAUACCUACCCUUAGACAAGCACUGCGAGGAAAUAGCUGCUGAACAGUUCCUGUGUGGGGAAGAUGACAUAGUUACUUACCCUGAGCCCACUUGUAUCGAGCAUUUGAUGAAAUUUGAAGAUAACCUGACGCUCUGCAAGCUGCAUGCCGUAGAUAUAGAAGAUGUUAAAAUUCAGCGUAUCGGACCUAAGAAUUGGAUAAUAUUUAGCCGAACCAACCACAUCAUGACAGAGAAAUGCCAGGCCGACGUCAAUCGAAUACAGCUACGAGGAACUUACCUUCUAACUACGGAUGAAAGAUGCGAUCUCUACUUCGAAGACCUGAAGUUAGACCGGCGGCAAUCUUCAAUGGCUGACAACCGUCUUAGAAUUACUCCAAUAACUAGUUUACCAGACUUGCAGAAAAUAAACGUUAGUACCGAAGUAAGUGUUAACAUCAAGGGCGUUAAUUUGGACAAUCUCAAGCAACUCUCUAGUGAUCUAAAAAGUGUUAGUGCAACCAGUGAAACAAAUAGUGAAAGCGUAAUCGUAGACACGAAUAGUGUUAGUCUAGCAACUAUUGUACUUUAUAUAAUUAUAGCGUUAAGUUGUGUAAGUUACAUCCUAUGGAAACUUAAGGUUUUUCGAAAUCAUCGUGACUCUAAAUCGUCAGGUGAUUUCGAACUUGAGGAGGGAGGAGUUAUGUCAGCCCAGCCCUUAAGGACUGUAGGCACUAUAGCCGUGAAUGCUUGAUCAGCACAUCAAGGGUGGCAUAAUUCCUGGAACCUCUGCAUAGAUAAGCACUUAGCGUAAGACUAGUUUAAGCACAAUUGACAUUCGUGUCGCGCAUCCAACUUUGUACGCACGUCUCACAUAGUUAAUAAAAGUAAAUUAGUGAAGUACAAUCUAA
Messenger RNA from Pectinophora gossypiella (pink bollworm), 2346 nucleotides. RefSeq lists its product as uncharacterized. The record is from RefSeq and is a predicted model, not a curated record. The coding region runs from base 432 to 2189 and encodes 585 amino acids. NCBI's taxonomy places the organism in Eukaryota, Metazoa, Arthropoda, Insecta, Lepidoptera, Gelechiidae. The transcript has 2 exons.